Messenger RNA from Coffea arabica (coffee), 738 nucleotides. The record is from RefSeq and is a predicted model, not a curated record. Lineage: Eukaryota; Viridiplantae; Streptophyta; Magnoliopsida; Gentianales; Rubiaceae.
AUGGAAGGUAGACGAAGUCAAGGACAAGGGGCUAGUCGGGGACGUGAGGCUAGCCGUGGACGUGGAGGUAGGCAAGUACAAGAACCAAGAGAAACAAGAGUCGCGGUGGCAGAGCAGCAACAAGAACCAAGGGCUGAAUCAGGGGAUCAAGUACCAACGGCAAUACAACAAAUGGCUAAUACUUUAGUGCAAUUGGUAGAGCAACAAGGCCGAGCUCUAGUGAAUCAGCCUAGAAACCCUGAGAUAGGAGAUGACAGGGCCUUAGAGCGUUUCCAAAAAUUUUUUCCACCAAAAUUCUUUGAAGGGUCUGACCCGGAAGUAGCUGAAAAUUGGUUGGAGGCAAUGAUAAAUAUUUUUGUAGCCUUGCAUUAUAUGAAAGAAAAACAAGUGGCUUUUGCAGUCUUUCAAUUUGAAGGACCGGUUAGAGCAUGGUGGAAUGUUAUUAGGGCAAAGUGGAAGAGAGAACAGACAGCAUGGAUUUGGGUAAACUUUAUGAGAGAAUUUAAUGAGAAAUACUUCCCACCUCUGGUUCAAGAGAAAAGAGAGGAUGAUUUCAUUAGGUUACGCCUAGGAACACUAAGCGUGGCCGAAUACGAAACACAAUUCACUAAACUGUCCCAAUUUGCUCAUGAAUUAGUAGAUACAGAGCAAAGGAGGGUGAAACGAUUUGUACAGGGGUUAAAUGUAGAAAUGCAAGAGGCUUUAGCGGCUGCACAAAUUAAUGCACGGAAGCCCUAG